This is a messenger RNA of Andrographis paniculata, 2291 nucleotides long. Its product is annotated as dihydrolipoyllysine-residue acetyltransferase component 1 of pyruvate dehydrogenase complex, mitochondrial. The coding region runs from base 302 to 2032 and encodes 576 amino acids. NCBI's taxonomy places the organism in Eukaryota, Viridiplantae, Streptophyta, Magnoliopsida, Lamiales, Acanthaceae. Gene Ontology annotation, cellular component: pyruvate dehydrogenase complex; mitochondrion. The record is from RefSeq and is a predicted model, not a curated record. Gene Ontology annotation, molecular function: acyltransferase activity. The transcript has 24 exons. Gene Ontology annotation, biological process: pyruvate decarboxylation to acetyl-CoA.
ACGGCGACAAGGAUCCAUGGCGCUAUCCAGGCUUCGGCAUCCCGUGAUCUCCCGCGCCCCCUCCCUCCUCAGGGCUCGAUUCCUAUCCUCCGCCGCCACGCGGUCGCCGCUGUACCGGAUUUGUAGGUGCGUAAGAAGUUGUCGAAGAAGGAUUAAUUGAAAUUGAAAGUAUGCGGGGAACUACUCUGUCAAUGGAGGGAUUAGCAAUGCAACUUACUUUGAAAAAAACUCUUUCAAGAGUCUAAACUCUGGUACAGACUUGGUUGAUUCAUCAUUAAGGCCAUAUUCAUUGGUUGAUGGCAUGCAAGACAACUAUUCUAAGAUCAAGUUGAGAAUUGGUGUGCGCUGCUAUUCUUCUGCAGAGAUUCCUGAGCAUACAGUACUUCAAAUGCCUGCUUUGUCACCUACAAUGACUCAAGGUAACAUUGCAAAGUGGAGGAAGAAUGAGGGUGAUAAGAUUGAAGUGGGGGAUAUCCUAUGUGAAAUAGAGACCGAUAAAGCUACCUUGGAGUUUGAAUGCCUUGAUGAAGGGUUUCUAGCUAAGAUAUUGGUCCCUGAAGGUUCAAAGGAUGUGCCUGUGGGGCAGCCUAUAGCAAUUACAGUUGAGGAUGCAGAUGAUGUAGCAAAUGUUCCUACAACUGUUUGUGGAUCUGAAGCCAAAGAUAGAUCAUCCACUGAACAACCUGUGUCGCAUGGAGACAGCAAAGGAGAAGCAAGCACUGCCAACAUUAGCACAUCCGAGCUUCCUCCUCACAUUGUUCUUGAAAUGCCUGCGCUCUCACCGACUAUGAACCAGGGUAAUAUAGCUACAUGGAGAAAAAAAGAAGGGGACAAGAUUGAGGUCGGUGAUAUUCUUUGUGAAAUUGAAACAGACAAAGCAACCCUUGAAUAUGAAAGUCUUGAAGAAGGAUACUUAGCCAAAAUUUUAGCUCCGGAAGGAUCAAAAGAGGUGGCUGUGGGGCAGCCGAUUGCAAUAACAGUUGAGGAUCCUAAUGACCUUGAAACUGUAAAGGCAUCUGUUAAAAGUGGUGCGAGUGUCAAAGAUGAGAAGCCAGUUCAGAAAAAGGCUGCGAAAGAUGUUAAAUCUCAGGAAACUGGUUUCAAUCGAGUUAGCCCUGCUGCAAAGUUGUUACUAUCAGAACAUGGGUUAGAUCCAUCAUCAAUUGCGGCAUCAGGUCCUCGAGGUACUCUGCUGAAGGGGGAUGUUUUAGCAGCUAUAAAGUCUGGAAAAGGAUCUCCGAGAGUUGCUGAAUAUAAGCAAAAGGUUCCUAUAUCACCAUCAGCUCAUCCUCAAACUUCUUCUGCCACAAAAUCUUCUUCACAGCAAACAGAUCUUUAUGAAGAUUUUCCAAAUACUCAAAUUCGGAAGGUCAUUGCCGCACGGUUAUUGGAAUCAAAACAAUCUACGCCCCAUUUAUACUUAUCGACAGAUGUUAUAUUGGAUCCUCUUCUCUCAUUCAGGAAGGAACUUAAAGAGAGUUUUGAUGUCAAAGUCUCUGUAAAUGAUAUAGUGAUCAAAGUAGUAGCUGCUGCAUUAAGAAAUGUACCAAAAGCAAAUGCCUACUGGGAUGCUGGAAAAGGGGAAAUAGUCUUAUGCGAUUCAGUAGAUAUAUCCAUUGCAGUUGCUACGGAGAAGGGCUUGAUGACUCCAAUAGUUAAAAAUGCCGAUCAGAAGUCUAUAUCAUCAAUAUCCUCCGAGGUCAAAGAACUUGCUGAAAAAGCCCGGAACGGAAAGCUUAAGCCAAACGAGUUCCAAGGUGGAACUUUCAGCAUUUCAAACUUGGGGAUGUUUCCUGUGGAUCGAUUUUGUGCAAUUAUAAACCCACCUCAGGCUGGCAUUCUUGCUGUCGGUCGAGGCAAUCAAGUUGUGGUACCGGUUCUUGGAGAGGAUGGGAGCGAGAAGCCUGGCGUCGUAACAAAAAUGAACUUAACGCUGUCUGCUGAUCACCGUGUUUUUGAUGGAGAAGUUGGAGGUGAGUUCUUGGCAGCAUUACAAUCGAAUUUUGAAGAUAUUCGAAGGCUUAUUUUGUGAUGGCGCUUUCAUAAUCGUGCAUUCGCCACUGCAAAUGGGUAAAAUUAUUGAUUUCCUUUUUAGAGUCUCUUUAUGCAUAUUUUGUUUCAUUUCAUUUCAUUUCCGGAAUUUCGCCUCUAACUUAGACGUAAAAGCUUCAAUUGCUUGUGAGGUCUUUUUGUUCAACCACAUCAUUCAAUUCUUGGUGUAUAAUAACAAAACAAAAAAUGCGAGGAGGCGUAGUCAGUCGACCUAUCAAAUAAAUCUAACCUUGCCUGCU